CGGAAUUGUUGCCGUUGCUGGUCCGGCCAGUCUGGCCGGCCACUGCCCUCACCAGCUGUCAAUAAUAGCUGGACCUUCCGCCAGGGACUGCUCAUAAUAUGUAUGACAGAUUAUCUGUUCAACUUCAACGAAUGAACAUCCAAUUUACCAAAAGAUAGAAGAUGGCAGCAACACAACGUGUGGUCAUCAUAGGAGCAGGAAUUGUGGGCGCCAAUCUCGCCGAUGAAUUGGUCUCGCGGGGAUGGCAGGAUAUCACCGUCGUUGAGCAGGGCCCGUUGAACCUGCCGGGUGGCUCAACAUCCCACGCCCCCGGGCUGGUGUUCCAGACCAAUGGUUCUAAGACGAUGACUCGUCUUGCGCAAUAUACGGUCGACAAGCUGCGAUCGCUAAAUGAUGAGAAUGGCAUGCCGUGCUUCAAUUCCAUAGGAGGUCUCGAGGUAGCUACGACACCGGCCCGAGUCGAAGAGCUGAAGCGCAAGUACGGCUAUGCGAAGUCCUGGGGUGUUGAAGCGCGUCUUCUGACAAAGGAAGAGUGUUUGGAGAAGUAUCCCCUGCUUAACAAGGAUCUCGUACUCGCUGGUCUUCACACUCCGACCGAUGGUCUCGCGUUAGCUGCCCGCGCAACCCAACUGCUCAUCGCCCGGACCCAGCAGGCCGGGGUCCGCUACCGAGGCUCGACGCUUGUUACAGGCAUUGAAAAGACAGGAUCUCGUGUGACGGGCGUGAAUACCUCCCAUGGUGUAAUUCCUGCUGAUAUCGUCAUCUCCUGCGCCGGCUUUUGGGGCGUCGAAAUCGGUGCUAUGGCCGGGGUCUCCAUCCCUCUCCUACCACUUGCCCACCAAUAUGCGAAGACAACCACAGUCCCCGCUCUAGCGAACCGCGACGUCAACAACCGUCCGAACGGAAUGAACGCGAGUAUGCCCAUCUUGCGGCAUCAGGAUCAGGAUCUAUACUACCGGGAGCAUGGAGACCAGGUGGGAAUUGGAUACUAUGGACACCGUCCAAUGCCGGUGGUGGCGGCGACUUUGGCCUUCUUCCUUGAACUCGGCGGCUGGGAACGCCCAUUCUGGUACGAAGCCAACGCACAGCUCCUACACGCUCUCCCAGAACAAUGGCAACCACCUCCCCGAGACACUUGGUCUUCGCGAUACACCUCCCCCAUCACCGCCGUGGAAGCAUGGAAAACCCGCAACGCCGUCGCCAUGUAUGACCUGACCUCAUUCCACCGCGUACAAGUAUCUGGACCCGGCGCAGCCACUCUCCUGCAGCGCCUAACCACAAGCGACAUCACCGCCCCUCCCGGCGCCAUCACACACACCCUUCUUCUCAACUCCCAGGGCAAAAUCCGCAGCGACAUCUUCGUCGCUCGCCUUGAUCCCGACCUCUUCCAAAUCGGCGCCAACACCGCAACCGAUGUCGCCUACCUAUCCGUCGAAGCCCGUCGUCAAGGACAACACACCCCAGCCCAAUGGGUCCACGUCUCCGACAUCACCGGCAACACCUGCUGCAUUGGCCUCUGGGGUCCUCGCUCAAGGGCCGUAAUCCGCGCCGUUUCCAACGACGACUUCUCCACCACCGCACUCCCCUACAUGUCCGUCAAACGCGCCACUGUAGCCGGUAUCCCCAUAACUGCACUCCGCAAAUCCUACGUCGGCGAACUCGGCUGGGAAAUCCAAACAAGCGCCGAAUACGGUUCCCGUCUGUGGGAUAUACUCUGGCAAGCUGGUAAACCACACGGUCUUGUCGCCGCAGGCCGUAGCGCUAUGAACGCCUUGCGGCUGGAGAAAGGAAUCCGGACAUACGGAGUAGACAUGACAACGGAGCAUGAUCCGCUCGAAGCGGGAGUUGCGCAUCUUGUUGAUCUUGACAAGGAGGAGGAGUUUGUGGGCAAGGCUGCGCUUCAGAGUGCGGCGCAGCGGAAACAGCCUCCGCUGAGGCGUCUGCGGUGCUUGACUGUGAAUGAUGGUCAUUCUAUGGUUAUGGGCAAGGAACCUGUCCAUUUUGAGGGCAGGCCCGUGGGGUAUAUUACUACUGCGGUAUUUAGCUAUACGACGAAGAAGCCCGCUGCGUAUGCGUGGCUGCCCGGGAGGGUUCGCGAGGGGGAUGCAGUUGUGAUUGAGUACUUUGGGAAACAGAUUAAGGCGACGGUGUCGGCUGAUCCGUUGGUAGAUCCCAGGGGGAGUAGGUUGCAUCGGGAGGAUACGGGUGAAGAUGGGUUUGAGACGCCGCUGAAGAACCGUCUGUAGAGGGUAUUGAUGAGCUACAUUUGGCGUAACGGG
Messenger RNA from Aspergillus costaricaensis CBS 115574, 2279 nucleotides. Its product is annotated as FAD-dependent oxidoreductase. Gene Ontology annotation, molecular function: protein binding; oxidoreductase activity. The transcript is spliced from 2 exons. The record is from RefSeq and is a predicted model, not a curated record. The coding region runs from base 162 to 2246 and encodes 694 amino acids. Gene Ontology annotation, cellular component: mitochondrion. NCBI's taxonomy places the organism in Eukaryota, Fungi, Ascomycota, Eurotiomycetes, Eurotiales, Aspergillaceae.